This is a messenger RNA of Lytechinus variegatus (green sea urchin), 2212 nucleotides long. RefSeq lists its product as uncharacterized. The record is from RefSeq and is a predicted model, not a curated record. The coding region runs from base 226 to 1176 and encodes 316 amino acids. The transcript has 4 exons. NCBI's taxonomy places the organism in Eukaryota, Metazoa, Echinodermata, Echinoidea, Temnopleuroida, Toxopneustidae.
UUUAAAAUCGAAAAACCCGCACCCAGCAUUCAUUCAUUCAUUACAGAGAACGCGGGGAAAGAAAAGGGGGAAUUUGAUCAAUUGGUUUUAUAUUCAUUCAUUGAUUCGUUGGAUUAUAGGAAAACAUCAUAUCAUACACGUGCGUGAAUCCAAACUCCUGUAUUCAUCCCAGUUCGUACAAAGAUUGGAUCGUGUCAGAGUGGAUUAUUGCUUUCAGGCUCCGAAAUGGAUAUCAGCCUAAACAUGAUGGAUGGCAACGAAACGCCUGCCGUCCGGGAGUGCAUCCGCCCGGCGCCGUUCGGCGCCACCGACUUCAACCCCGUGCUUCAAGCCCACUGCUACAUCCUCGGAACAGUCUUCAACUUCUUGGCCGUCACCGCUGCUUUCUUUCUCUACCGUCUUGUCAAGAUUAAAGCCCACCCUCUAGUUAUCACCGUCAACACACUCCUUGUUAUCAUGGCCACGCUACGCUACAUAUACCUUACCUUUGACCCGUACAACAUCCGAAUGAAGUUUCCGAUGUGGUUCGUACAGUUGCUCGAAGACCUCGCUCUUCCUUGCCUGACGUCAGCGUUUGCCAUCAUCCAAUACGCGCUGUACCAGCUCUGCAAAAUCCAGCGUCCGAAUAAGAGCAUGCAGAGUAAGCGAGUCCUCUGGGGCAUUGUCGUGUGCCACUUCGCCUUCGUCAUCGUUAUCGACAUCCUGCUCAUCACCAAGGUGGCAGGCUGCUGGCUCGCCAUGCUCUGUCAGAUCUUCACUCUCGUAUGGGGACUUGCGUUGUGUCUCACAGUCUCGAUACUUGCGUUUAAACUAGUCAGUCGGGACAAAAGGGUCAAGCGGACACUGCGCGGCGACCACGAACCCAGGCUCGAAAGCGGCAACCAACAAUCGCCAACUCCGAACGGGAUGCAAGUCGAAGACCCUGCCGACAAGAAGAAACUCAAAGACCACUUGAAGAAGCUCAAGAGGAUUUGUUACUCUGCGAGUGUUACUGGGUUUUUAUGUUUCAUUGUGUCUCUUAUUGGCCUGUUCUUGAUAAUAAGCCCUGCUAUCAACUACGAAGUCGGCAAAGUAGGUUGGCUCUGCUAUCAAACUACGCAGAGGUUGGUGGAGAUCGCAUUCGGGUUCAUCCUCCUCUACAUGUCAUGGCAUCGAUCAGAUGGACCGUCAACAUGAUACCAGUAAGAUCAAGCUCGUCAGAUGCUCGUAGUCAACAUCGUGAGCCACCAAGAGCAAUUUGCCAAUUUGUUCGCAGUCCGUAUCGUGGAGUUCUAGUUGUUGUACACGUUCUAAGAGCAAACUAGAAACGCCCAUCAUGUCUUUGAUAUGGAUCAACUGGAGAUCGAUAGACGCUUUUUAUAGCAGCAAAAGGAUCACGGAACAAUCAUCCACCUCGUCUAUAUACUCAUCAUCAACAUCGUGAUCCACAACUGACUAAUAUGCUCGUAGUCCAAAUGGUGAAUAAUUGUUGUAUAUGUUCUUACAUGCAAUCUUCCAUCAUGUAUUUGGUAUGAACAGACCAAAUAGGCCUGUUUGGUGACAAUGCAUGAGUUGAUAGAUAGAAUUUGCAAAACUCUUCCACAUCGUCAAAUAUGUUCGUAGUCUACAUCGUAUAAUGAGCGAACUACCGCUUAGAAACUGCUGUCACGACCUUGUGUCAAUAUCGCAGUCAACAUCGGCAAAUAUUUUGCCCGGACAUUAUGGCAAUGGCAUAUCGAUACCAAAAAAAAACCUUGCUUCUCAUAGAAGAGAAAAGAUACAUUACAUAAGCCUUUCCUAUUUAUAGCUAGUUAACAAACAUGCCUACUUAAUAACGAGGAAACAUUCACUCUUAUCAUAACCCAUUAGAAUUAGCAACAUCACCAUUAAACCAUGAGACAACAGACAUGAUAACGAAACUUCGUGAUAAUCGCAAAAUAUGAAAUAACUUUUUCAAUGUUCACUCCUCUUAAUACAUCUUGUAAAUCAGGGGGGGUCUCAUAAACUUAUUCAUAAGUUAAAGGGGUAGUCCAGACUGAAAAUAUUUAUAGCUUAAUAAAUAGAGUGGAAUUCUCUGAGCAAAAUGCCGAAAAUUUCAUCAAAAUCGGAUAACAAAUAACACAGUUAUUGAAUUUUAAAGUUUAGCAAUAUUUUGUGAAAACAGUCGUCGUGAAUUUUCAUUAGGUGUGCUAAUGAUGUCACAUCCCCAUUUGUUCAUUUGUAUUUUAUUACA